GAGUAUAUGGUCGAUGAAAAAACUUCGACUUAUUGACCCCUGAUCAGGAGGUUUUGGGACCCCGGAAGUGCGGUGGUCAGAUCUGGUUGUACAGUGACAGUGCUGGUGUUUGGAUGAGAGUGAAUCUGACAACGCCACAUAUAUCAAAUAAGAUGGGGGGGCUUGUGGGGGGCGUGUUGAAACUCUAUAGGCUCAGUAGGAAAUCUGAUGCAAACUGUUUCCCAUGAAAAUUAGGAAGGAGGCUGCAAAUGCAGUUCGGCGUUUAAAUGGAUUUGGUAAAAAAGAGAAAGAAACGAACCCUGAGCAACACUGCAGCUGUAUUCUCUCUCCUGUGGCUCGUUUCUGUCUCUACAUUAUUGAUUCCCAGAGGCUGCUGCUGCUCCUGCUUUUGGCCAAUGGGCUCCUGAGACAGUUUCUUUUUUUCAAAAGGGAUGGGAGCCGAUGAAGUGAUGAGAUUCGUGUAACUUUUGGAUGACCCCUUCCUGACAAAGACAGUGUCCAUCAAUUGUCCUCUGUCAUUAUUCGCUGCUUUUAUGCCAAGGGGCUUUUUGUACCUUUUGUUGGUUUCUCUGUUGAACACUGCGCCUUCAAGUUAGACUUUAUAACUGAUCCUUGUGUAUAUGUUCGGAUAAAACAACCUCUUGCAACCAUAUAAGAUUUUUUAUUUUUAUUUUAUACAUUUGUGAACAGUGAAAUAUUGAAGCGAAGUAUAUUAGCUAUUUGUAUUUUUUCCAGCUUGACUUCGUUUGUUUUCCAAACGUCAGCCCGCGUGUUUAAGGGCAAUAAUACAUUCUUUUUUUCUUUAUUGGCAGCAUGUGUGUGAUGUUGAUGUGUCCCGAGUUCGAUCAAAUUGCCCUUAGUUGUAUGUUUACUCGCGUAUGGACCCGCAUCCCCUCCAUUGGCCGAUCUGGUCACAUGGUUCGCUAACUUUAUUCAGUUGACACCAAGUAGGAGGGCUUUAUGGAGGGAGGAAAAAAAGACAACUCGAGAAAAAUUAGUAUUUUCUACCUUCAGAAAUUAAUGGCCAUGAGUUCGUAUAUGGUGAACUCUAAGUAUGUGGACCCCAAAUUUCCUCCCUGCGAGGAAUAUUCACAAAACAACUAUAUACCUGAACAGGGCUCGGACUUCUUCAGUCCAGCGCAGGACGCAGACUUUCAGCAUCCAGGGAUCUACCCGCGGUCAAACUACACGGAGCAGCCCUUCAGCUGCAACACCGUGCCGGACUCCACGGUGCAGCCGCGGGGUCAUGUGCGCGACAGAUCCGGCCGGGCGAGCCCCUUUAGCGCGCAGACUGAGCAGGCCCCCCCGGCCCCGGUGGCCGGACCCCGGACUUGUGGGCAGCAGCAAAACACAAAGAGCCAAAACGCGAUACAAGCCAAGCAGCCUGCAGUAGUUUACCCCUGGAUGAAGAAAGUCCACGUAACUACUGUGAACCCCGAUUACACGGGACCGGAGCCCAAACGGUCCAGAACGGCUUACACCCGGCAGCAGGUCCUGGAGCUGGAGAAGGAGUUUCACUUUAACAGGUAUCUGACCAGGCGGCGGCGGAUCGAGAUCGCCCACACGCUCUGUCUCUCAGAGAGGCAGAUCAAGAUCUGGUUCCAAAACAGACGGAUGAAGUGGAAGAAGGACCACAAGCUGCCCAACACCAAGGGCAGAGCCGCGCCGGCGUCCGGCCAUCUGCAGGGCAUCCAGAAGGACAACCAGACUGAUAUCACAGCGCUAUAAGGAGUCCUGUCUUCAGAGCUGUACAUACAACAAAGACUGAGGUUGCAUCUGAACUUUUUGCAUGGACUGAUGUCGUUUUUUAAGCCAUCUUUUUACUUUAUUUUUUAUUUCAAUUUUUUUUUUAAUUUAACAAAGCAAAGUGAGCCCCCCAGCAGUGUUGUGACUCAAGACUGAGUCAGAAAACAAAAAUCAAUCAGUCGUUGUAACUGAGAGGUUUUGCAAGUUUUGUUUUAAUUUCCUCGGAGACACAUCGAGAUUUUUCUUUUCGUCCUUUCUAUUUUCAUUUUCAUGUUAUUUUUUUUAUUCUUUGGACGUUAACCCCCCCCCCCCCCCCCCCCAGGACAUUUAAUGAGCGACCUCGGCUGACUACACGGAUUUCAACAAAGUGUCUCUGCUCCUCUAACGUGGAUUCACGGUGGUUUCAAAAGACUGAGACGUCUUUAUUCAGAGCAGGGAAGCCCUUCGUUUCAAACACACACAAUGGUUAUUUAAUUUUUAUUUUUUAUCCUGGUGAAACUUCAUACUAAACGAACAAUAAACACACAGAAACACACACACACACACACACAUAUAUAUAUAUAUAUAUAUACUUGAAUUAUUAAUUGCAGUGAGGCACGCCAAAACACAACCACACUUCGGUAAAAAUUUCGCCAAAUUCCCGCAGAAUAUUUCAGUUACACGUUUCUCUGUGACUUGUAUGUUUUUAACUUAUUUUGUACAAUAAAAGCCUUGGACAUUUUUCUUAUAGCCUAAAUAAAUUCUUAUUAGCCUAAAUGAUUCCCCCUAUAAACGCGAGACAUCCCUGUGUGCACACUAUUCCGAGUGCCCUUAUAAAUCUCCCCUGACAUCUUUGUAAACAUUUUCAGAGGCCAUUUGAAACUCCCGACUCACACGAACCCUCAUUUGUUCCUGCAUGGCAUCGCCUCGAUAUUGGAUGUUUCUCAAAUUGGAAAGGAAUCAAAUCCAGAAUAUUUAGUGUUCUCAUAGUUUUAUUUGUUAUCCUCGAUAUGUUUAUUUUUUCCACGUCAUUAUUUAUUUGUUUAAAGAAUGUGUAAAAAAAAAAUCGUAAAGCACACGUACAAUUUUAAUUCAAAGUAUUCGUUUAAAAAAAAACUUUAAUUAUUCUUAAAAAAUAUGUUUGAACUCUUGUUGCAUCAUUAGCAUGGCUUUAUGCAAACUUUUAGUCUUAGUUAAUGUGGGAAACUCUUUUUUAGUUUCUCAUUUACACCAGGGGCAACCGAGGAGGGGGCUUUUCUCACGUCACGUUUCAAUACAGAUAUUUCUUGUUUUACACCGUUAUUGUCUUCGGACAAAACGAAAAAGGAAAAAAAAGAAAAAGCCCAGAAGCUCUCCCAGUACGAGGAGCUCUCCUCUCUGUUAAGUCUUCACGACGAGGCUGUUGAAAAGGCAUUUCAACCGAAGGUCGACAAAGCAGCAGUGGCAGGUUCAUCCAGGGGACACGUUUCAGCCGCAAGGACUGACCCCGGCACCCCUGACCCGCCGGACAGGCAGCAUUUUCUCUCCCAUGCAGCCGCUGUCCUCCUCAGUGUUGGAGGGCUCCUCCAGCACUUCACAAAGAAUGCACAGUAAGAGUCGGUGCGUGAAAUCCACACUUUUCCACGUGUUCAGUAAACAGUAUUUAUAUCAGACGCUGCAGCCCCUCCGAAAAAAAAAGGUUCGGAUCUGUGCAUUUGUCUCCUCAUGGUCAAUAUAUAUAUAUAGUCUUUUUUGGUUUUAUUUUUGUACAUGCUUUCUACCUUGUAAUGUGCAUUGAGAUGUGAGAAGUAUAUUGGGAAAAACGAAAUAAAGAUUUCUACUGAUUAUGCAUUUAAAUGUUUGCAAAA
Messenger RNA from Scophthalmus maximus (turbot), 3572 nucleotides. RefSeq names its product homeobox D4a (gene hoxd4a). NCBI's taxonomy places the organism in Eukaryota, Metazoa, Chordata, Actinopteri, Pleuronectiformes, Scophthalmidae. The transcript has 2 exons. The record is from RefSeq and is a predicted model, not a curated record. Gene Ontology annotation, molecular function: DNA-binding transcription factor activity, RNA polymerase II-specific; RNA polymerase II cis-regulatory region sequence-specific DNA binding. The coding region runs from base 961 to 1728 and encodes 255 amino acids. Gene Ontology annotation, cellular component: nucleus. Gene Ontology annotation, biological process: anterior/posterior pattern specification; regulation of transcription by RNA polymerase II; embryonic skeletal system morphogenesis.